GACAAUAUGAAGUCGUCAGCUCUGUACAACGUUCUCGUCCUAACGGUAGCAUAUUCGUUUAUCGUUCAGGGACAACAGCAGGCGUGCACAUGUGGAGACUUAGGAUCAGGUACAAACCCUUGCACCUGCAGCCAAACUGUCGUGAAAGCUGCAAAAUUACCAACACCGACCUAUUAUGUUUCACCUCAAGAAAUUAAUGAUGCUGCUGCUGCUGCUGCUGCUGCUGCACGGAACAGUAUAGUCGUAUCGACUGGUACAUCUCAAAAUGAUUACACCAAUACGCAAAGCGGCUGUGGAUGUAACUCUGUUACAUAUAAUAAUGUGCAGCCCAAUGCUUACAUCAGCAGUAACACCGACACCAUUACACAGAAUAGUGGUAGCUCUAGUGCAUGCAGCAACAGUGAUUCCAAUACAUACAGCGGUGGCAGUUCAGUUGGAUAUAAUAAUGGUGGCAUAAUUACAUACAGCAACACUGACUCUAAUACACCGAGUAACAGUAAUGCCGAUACAUACAGCAACAGUGGGACUAUUACAUAUAGUAGCAGCAGUCAACCAAGUUCCUCCGUACCAUCUGUUGCUUAUGCCGAUGUUACAUCCCCUUUGGAUACUUCUAGUCAGAGUGAUUCUGGCUGUGGCUGUAACAAGCAAACGUUGGAGUCUUUAGAAAUUGACGAUUCAACGAAUUCCGAGGGCAAUAUUGUACCCAGUUUUUCACCAAUCGGCGACUUAUGUUACCCACUUCCAUUCGAUUCUCGCAGUGGAAAGCUAAUUGAAAAAACUAGAGUAACACCAGCUUAUCCAGGGAAAAUUGUAUGUAACAGAUGUAAUACUCCCGAACCGUAUGAAGUUUGCGUAAAUAUGCAUACUGGAGAAACCACCAGUAGAGCAAUUAUAUCCAGUUCUACGGAUGCAACGGACGGUUCUAGUCCUAUUGUGUACGGAAGUCAAAAUUCUGGUCCCUCCAGCGGGUCAGAUUCCGAAACGUUUAUCGCAACAGCUUGUGGAAGAAAUAAUGCUGCUACUGACUCAGCUUCUGGGCUGUUCAGCAACUCUGGAUUAGGAUCAUUAGGAAAUUUAAAUUCUGGAACAGUCAGCGGGACCCGAGCUGGACUAUUCGGAAAUUUUAAUUCUGGAAGAUUUGGCGGAGCCAGAUUAGGAUCAUUUAGCGGAGCAGUUAGCGGAGCAGUUCCUGGGCCAUUUAGCGGAGCCAGAUCCGGGCUAUUUGGAAAUUUGAAUUCUGUAACAUUUGGUGAAUCCCAAACGGGAACGUAUGGAAAGUUAAACUCUGGAUCUCUUACUCGCUCAGAUUCUAGAUUAUAUGGUGUACCUCCUCUGGUAUAUACUAACUCAAACACUGCGAGUGGGCAAAAACAGUACGCGGGAAUAACUAUAAGUAGCGAUUCUUCAAAUUGUUUCGACGAUGAUACAGAUGAGAGUCAAGUGGACUACUCGUAUCCAGAAAUGCCGGCAGACGCAGUGUCCCUUACUCUUGCGUACAAAAACCUUCGAGCUCCAAAUGUAAUUUACAGACAAGGAAAACAGUUUGUACCGGAAGACAAAUUAUCCUUUGGUCACCGCACAGUUCCAAACGACGCGAAGAUUGAGAAGAAAAUAAUAGAUAUUCCAGAAGAAAGACUCGUUACAGUCGAGAAACCUGUCGUAGAACUAAAAUUAGCACCGCCAAGAACUGUUGUUAUUGGUUCUUAUGAUGAACGAGAAGAAGCAAAACUCGCGGAACUUGAAGCGAUCGAACGCGAGAGUAUAACGCAAGAAGAAACCCCGGAUCAAAUUGCCGAAGGUUUAAUGACUUACAAAGAUCUAGGUUAUGCACCAGUAGGUGUAACCUACACGAACUCAAGAGGCUAUAACGAAAUGAUCGAUGGAGAAAUUAAUGAUAGCAUGGAAGAACCGUGUGGUCCAUUAGGUCCACCGAUACCAGACUAUAUUCCAGGUACAGUGAUGAUUCAACAAGAUGUACCAAGAGAUGCCUUUGAAAAUUCUGGUACCGGAGAAAUCCGUGAAAAUAUAGAGUUUCAGCGAACAAAUCCCUCUAGAGUGGGACCAUGUGCGAUCUGAUUCAACAGUUAAUAUCGAUGGUAUUGGAAGUAUCUGGUUGUAAUUUAUAUUAAUAACCACUGCCUUCUGUAUACCUAUUUUGAGCAAUGUACAUGACAAAUAAAC
This is a messenger RNA of Dufourea novaeangliae, 2181 nucleotides long. Its product is annotated as mucin-21. The record is from RefSeq and is a predicted model, not a curated record. The transcript is spliced from 5 exons. Lineage: Eukaryota; Metazoa; Arthropoda; Insecta; Hymenoptera; Halictidae. The coding region runs from base 7 to 2076 and encodes 689 amino acids.